This is a messenger RNA of Syngnathoides biaculeatus (alligator pipefish), 1245 nucleotides long. It is a transcript of the gene abrab, whose product is annotated as actin binding Rho activating protein b. Gene Ontology annotation, molecular function: actin binding. Gene Ontology annotation, biological process: positive regulation of Rho protein signal transduction; positive regulation of transcription by RNA polymerase II. Gene Ontology annotation, cellular component: sarcomere. The transcript has 2 exons. The record is from RefSeq and is a predicted model, not a curated record. Lineage: Eukaryota; Metazoa; Chordata; Actinopteri; Syngnathiformes; Syngnathidae.
AUGUCGAAGCAGCAAUUGGGCCAAGCCGCUCUAUGGAAAGCGUCCGGCAACAAAAACAUCAAGAAGCUUCGAGCCGUCAGGACCGUUUGUGGCCUGGCAAAAAGCUGGCAGAAGUGGAUAUCAGACAAUGAAAGGAGGCAGGCUACAGAGCCUAGUGGAUGGUGUCCUUCAAGUCAGGAUGACUUAUCAGAAGAACCGCAAAAGACUUGGGUCCCUCAGAAAUCCAACUCCAGCCAGAAGACAGAAGAUGCUCUGCAUGACAUGGUUGCUCCUAAAAGGGUAUCUGACCUACCAAAUGGGCCUCGGGAUAGAUCCCAGCUUGAAGAUACAAACAACUCAAAGGUACCAAUCAUUGCCUCCUCAAUCAAGGUGCAGCAAGAGAUGAAGACUGUUACUGGCGGACCGCAUGAUAGACGUGUUGGAAUUAAGUUAUUGACAAAGAGGAUUGAGAAAAGAGAAUUGGGUGAGGACGCUGACAGAUUGCUAGAGACAAAAUCCACUCCUAUUCCCCCGAGAAAGUGGCCCAACAUGCCCUCAACCUUGACCCAAACUGGGAAGCAGAUGGAGAAUGAGCAGAAGACUGCAAAUGAAGGCAGUUUGGAAGAUUUACAGAUGCUUGGUUCUGAUCCAAGGGAGCCGUGUCAACAUUCACGAUUGAAAAGGGAGACACUAAACAUUGAUGAUGAAGCAUCUCUAAGUAGUUUGACAAAAAGCUGUGAUGGAGAGCCAUCAGUCAAAAUCAAAAGGCCACAAAACCUAACGUCUGGAAAGGAAGCAGUGGAAGCCAAUAGGAUCAAAGUUCUCUCCAAGAAAUGCUGUUCGGUUGGCAUUCUCAAGACCCGCUGGCAAAACUGGGCCUCGGAACACACCGAUAACCAGAAGUUGAACCCAUUCAGUGAAUACUUUGACUAAGAAUACUCCAUGUCCUUCCGCCUCCAAAAAGGUCAAGAUGGAUACGGACGCCCCAAGGAGGGUACGAAAACAGCAGAGAGAGCCAAACGAGCCGAGAAACACAUCCACGGAGAGAUAUCCGAUCUGUGUUACGUAAUCAGGACAAUGGCUGGUCCGGAUCAAGACGGAAAGACAAGAGUUACAUUUGGAGAACUGUUUGACAGAUACGUUCGUAUCUCUGAUAAGGUGGUGGGGAUUCUGAUGAGAGCCCGAAAACAUGGGAAAGUCCACUUUGAAGGGGAAAUGCUUUGGCAAGGACGGGAUGAUGGCGUGAUCAUCACUCUGCUGGUGUGA